CCUCGUCGUUCUUCUGAUCCGCCGGGGCCUCCGCGCGCCCCUCCCCCGGCGCCUCAGGACGAGCCUCCCGCGGUCCCGGCGGCUCCGAGGCUCUUCUGGAAGCGGGGCAGAGCAGAGCAGAGCCCUUCCGCCUUGAACGCGGGCCGGCGGAGCUCCCCGGGGCCGGCUCUGCCCGGGGCCGGUUCCUCCCACCCCCCCCGGGGCCGCCUGAGAUUGCAAGAAGACCCUCCUGUGGGUGUCAGUGGUGCACCAUCUGAGAAUAAUAUAAUGCAGUGGAAUGCAGUUAUAUUUGGGCCAGAAGGGACACCUUUUGAAGAUGGUACUUUUAAACUAGUAAUAGAAUUUUCAGAAGAAUAUCCAAACAAACCUCCAACUGUUAGGUUUUUAUCAAAAAUGUUCCAUCCAAACGUUUAUGCAGAUGGCAGCAUAUGUUUAGAUAUUCUGCAGAAUCGGUGGAGCCCGACGUACGACGUUUCAUCUAUUUUAACUUCAAUUCAGUCUCUGCUUGAUGAACCUAAUCCAAACAGUCCAGCAAACAGUCAGGCAGCACAGCUUUAUCAGGAGAACAAACGUGAAUAUGAGAAAAGAGUUUCAGCUAUUGUCGAACAAAGUUGGAAUGAUUCGUAACAGCUGCUUUGUUGCUCUCCAUCCUCGUAAUCAUUUAUGUACAAUUUAACUCUCAAUAGAAAGGCUACCAAGAAUUUCAAGUGCCACAGCUCUAAGAAUUUGCAUAAAAACUCAUUUGCAAACAGAAUUAAGCCCUCCAGUUUAGGAAACUUAAAAGCUUGUGUAUCUUGAUUAACAUACUUCUUAUUGCAUGGUAUGAACUAAGUUAUUGCUACAUAAAUUUGUAAUAUAUCCUGUUUGUAUUUUUUUUCCAAGUGUAUAAUGUUGGUGUGGAGUUUUCAUGACAGAAUAUACACAUUUUGUAAAUCUGUACUUUUUCAAAUACUGAAUGCCUUAUUUUUGAAUUCUUUAGAUUUUUAAAUUGGAGAAAAGCACUUAACAAAGUUUUUAUAUAUAAAUAUUUCAUGUAAAACUGUUAAAUACAUAACCUCAGUGCAAGACA
Lagopus muta (rock ptarmigan) is the source of this 1069-nucleotide messenger RNA. It is a transcript of the gene UBE2B, whose product is annotated as ubiquitin conjugating enzyme E2 B. The transcript has 6 exons. NCBI's taxonomy places the organism in Eukaryota, Metazoa, Chordata, Aves, Galliformes, Phasianidae. Bases 268 to 627 code for a protein of 119 amino acids. Gene Ontology annotation, molecular function: ubiquitin conjugating enzyme activity. Gene Ontology annotation, biological process: proteasome-mediated ubiquitin-dependent protein catabolic process; protein polyubiquitination; DNA repair. The record is from RefSeq and is a predicted model, not a curated record. Gene Ontology annotation, cellular component: HULC complex.